Messenger RNA from Spodoptera frugiperda (fall armyworm), 5378 nucleotides. RefSeq names its product BTB/POZ domain-containing protein 2. Bases 224 to 1744 code for a protein of 506 amino acids. NCBI's taxonomy places the organism in Eukaryota, Metazoa, Arthropoda, Insecta, Lepidoptera, Noctuidae. Gene Ontology annotation, biological process: neurogenesis. The record is from RefSeq and is a predicted model, not a curated record. Gene Ontology annotation, cellular component: P-body; cytosol. The transcript has 4 exons. Gene Ontology annotation, molecular function: protein binding.
CUCACUCUAGCAAUACCUGAAUUUUGCUGUCAUACGUCAAAAAUUGUUCGAAACAUCUCAGUACUGUGAUAAACAACAAUUGAGGCUAAUUACUACAACAAAUCUCUUCAAAUUGUAUCUCACACCCACAUUUUAUAUUUACACAUCAGUUUCAAACAUAAACGACUUGUUUCGGGCACGCCAGCGCUUUGUGUAAUGUGUGAUAAUUGAAAAUCCGCGCGUUAUGGCAUCUGGUUCUAAAAACGAUAUAGUUAAUAGAUUACUUAACAUAAGGCUAGACGAUGGAGGUGGUGGAGAUGAGCCACCGCCGCAGAACAUGCUGCCGUCCAACCAGCAGGCGCGGCAGCUCGGGCAAAUACAGGAGGAAGACAACGGAGAAGUGAGCGAGCCAGCCUCGUCUGUUGCGAUAGAGAAUCCCCAACCAAUUAAUAACACUGGCGGCCGCCUGCACAACUGGCAGGCGACGAAGACGACCGUCAAGGAACGACUGUCGUUCCUCUUUAACAAUGAAAUUCUGAGUGACGUGCAUUUCAUCGUCGGCAAAGACGCCAACCAGCAAGUGAUACCGGCGCACAAGUUCGUGCUGUCCGUGGGCAGCGCGGUGUUCGACGCCAUGUUCAACGGAGUGCUGGCCACCAAGUCGGAUGAGGUAGAGCUGCCUGAUGUGGAGCCCGCAGCCUUCCUCCAUUUGUUAAAGUUCCUAUACUCGGACGAGGUGCAGAUUGGGCCGGAGAGUGUGAUGACUACACUGUAUACUGCCAAGAAGUAUGCUGUGGCUGCACUGGAGGAGCAUUGUGUUGAUUUUUUAAAGAGUAAUCUGGGAACUGACAAUGCAUUCCUGUUAUUAACUCAAGCUCGGUUGUUUGAUGAGCCACAAUUGGCAGCUCUGUGUUUGGAAAUUAUAGAUAAGAAUACUGCUGAUGCAUUAAAUGCUGAAGGCUUUACUGAUAUUGAUCAAGACACAUUAAAUGCAGUUUUAGAAAGGGAUACUCUCCGCAUCAGAGAGGCUAAAAUCUUCUCAGCAGUGAUCCGCUGGUCGGAAGCUGAAUGCAUAAGAAGACAGUUACCAGUUACGCCUUCCAACCAAAGGAUGGUACUUGGAAGAGCAUUCAACGCCAUCAGAUUUCCUCUAAUGUCGGUAAAAGAAUUUGCAAUGGGUCCUGCGCAAAGUGGUCUCCUGGAUGACCGGGAGAUAGUACAGCUGUUCCUAUACUUUACUGUGAAUCCUAAACCCAAUGUUGGGUUCCUAGAUGCCCCAAGAUGUUGUAUGACUGGCAAAGAACUGACAGUGAACAGGUUUCCCCAGACAGACUCUAGGUGGGGAUACUGCGGAACCACUGAUAGGAUUAGGUUUACGGUUGAUCAGAGAAUUUUUGUCGUCGGCUUUGGACUGUAUGGGUCGUAUUACGGGCCGACGGAGUAUGAGGUGCACUUACAGAUUGUCCAUUUGGCGACAAAAAAAGUAUGUGGUUCUAACACGACGACUUUAUGCUGCGACGGUACCGACGACACUUUCCGCGCCAUGUUCAAGGAGCCGGUGGAGAUCCUACCCAACACUUCCUACAUAGCCAGUGCUAAACUUAAGGGCACCGAUUCUUACUACGGUACAAAAGGCCUUCGGUGGGUAACAGUCGACUGCAAUAACGGUGAGAAAGUCGUUUUCCAAUUCUCAUACGCUGCUGGUAACAACAACGGCACUUCGGUAGAGGACGGCCAAAUACCGGCCAUUAUUUUCUACAUUUAAUAUUCGAAUCCCGCGUAUAUAGUGGCAACAUUUGUAGCUAGUUCUUAAAUUAAAUUUUGGGCUGGCAACAUUUUAUUUAGGAUGUCAUGUGUGUAGUGCUUUUGUAAAAUAUGCCUAAAGGUGCAUUUUGUAUCUGUUGAUUUAGUCUUUCUUGCAAUUUCCUAAAAUACUUAUAUCACCAUUACUGUGGUUCAUAGAGAAGGAAGGAAAGAGAUAGUAGCUAUUCUGUCUCGUUUACUCUGACAUCUUGAUUUAUUUAUAUUUAUAGAAGCAUUACAUACAUGGCUAAGCACUUUUAUUAGGCCCGUUUCUUUUAUUAUAAUAUAGAAUUAAACGGGUCUUUAUAAAAGUUUAGUUUUUUUAAUGUAACAUCGAGAUUUGUAGUCUGAAAUUGAAUUCGUGCGUGCUUUGUGAAAUUGGCUGUCGUUUUGCAUCAAAACUUUAUUUUUACAUUGGACCAGCUUUACACUAUCAUAUGAGUUUCAGUUCAACUAACCGUCUCUCAUUGGUGUAGGCGAAACUGGUCCUUAUGGACAUCAAAAUAAGUGUCACAUUUUCUGAGCUUUUGUAAGUAGUGAAAACGUGGUUUUUAAAAUAGAUGUCUUUCAAUAUAUUCCUAACUAGAUACAGACUCUUUUUAAUCAAUACUUUAGAUGUCCCGCCAAUGUACAGUGAUUUCAAAAUUACAUAUCAACCUGCUGUUUCAUUAGUGGCGAAGUUUUAAAUAAAUGGUAGACAUUAAAAAUGCCAGUUCACGCUUUAAAAAUAAUAGACAGGAAUUUGAAAUAAGUAUGUAUAGAAAUUUUGUACGUUUUAGUAAUGAACAGUACCCUUAGUACGAGUUUGAUUUUUGUUCAACGAGAUCAAAACUUUACUGCCUUUUUAGCCUUUUGAUUGGUUGGUUCACUGGAGCAGGCCAAUCAGAGCGCCACACGUGAUAACGUUUGGAUCUCGUUAAUGUAAAACAAACUCUUAGUAAGCCCUCAGUAUUUCUAAAUUAAAAUUAAAUUUAGUCCAAUUUGUGUCACAAAAAAAUAUUAUGGGUACUCUAUUAAUCAUUGUCUAUUAAACAGGACUUUAUAACACUGGCAAUACUAAUUUAAUAGUAAUGGGUAACACUUCAUAUAAGAUUCCGUGUGUAAACCUUUUUGUACAAUAACCUCAGUGUUGCCAAUUUAUUUAAAGAGCUUAAGAUUACUAUUAUCUAAAAUUGUGUGUUAUUUUUUCUGUUUAAUAUGAUAUACUAUAAUUUAAAAUAUACAAAAUUUACUAGUAUUAUAAUAUCGCUUCUUUAAUUUAGAAAUUCUAACUGUAUAAACAGUUGCGCCAUUGAGUCAAAAUAUGCUUAAUGGCAAGCUGUAGCAUCGUUAUGUUGGCAAUGAUUAUUUAGCCAACAUUACAAUAAAUGCUAUGUUUUAAAAAGAAAUAAACUACAUUGUAAUCACAAUAUCUGUAGUACAGCCAAUAUACUUUGACCUAAGGUUCAGCACCGAGAGCGAGACAACAAUAUGCUUGAACGGUUAUGAGUGAAAGAGAUGACUAUAUAUUUGUAAGGCUCUUGAUACUGGUCAAGUUCUAUUGGCUGUGUUCCUUCCUUUAUUACGUAAAUCUGUGAUAAGCUUGCGAAAAGAAUGAAAAACGUUUAUAAUUUAUUUAAUUAUAUUUGUAUGUUAGCUAAAUGUAUGUAUGGGACCAUAAAAAUCUGGUCGUUUCCCUCAAAAGUAAAAUAAUUCCUAAAAUGAAUCUUUGUUAGCUUUAGUUUGUAGAUAAGUUGAUUUAUUUAUUGUUAUAAUCAUCAUUUUAAUCUUUAUUAUUUUAUCUGUCCACCGAUUAUGUUUGUUUUGUCAUUACAAAAAAUAUAUGAAGUAAGAUCGGGUUUCUUUGACCCUGUGGGUAACUUUGACCCAAACUUUUAGACCAAUGACAAACCGAUAUACGCUUUGUUCUUUUACGGGUCAAAGGAACCCGAUCUAACCGAUGCUCCAUAAAAGAUUUUAAAAUUAAAAUUAUUUAAAAUGCAUUUGAAUUGCAUUUUCCACAGAUUAAAAUUGUAUUUAUUAUUGUUUAUCGAACUUUGUUCAAGUGAACUGCCAAAUAUAUAUUAUGUAUAUUAGCGUAAAUUGUUUCUGGGCAUUAAAUCAUAUUAAAUUUGCAAAUGUUAGAGUUUACUCAAUGCCAAAGUAAUUUUAAAAAUCAUUCUGCAAAUGAAUAAUAUAUGUAUAAAAUGAAUUUUCAUAUACAAUAUUGUUAAUAUUUCGUGUGGACCUAAGUUCAAGACACCUAAAUGUGUUUUCAAACGAACAUAUUUGUUUUGAAAAUAGAAAAAUGAAACUUUCUACGCUCUCAUUGGCUCUUACCACACGAAUGACUAACAAUAGCCAAUGAGAAUAAUUAUAAAUAUGUAAAAUCCAAUCAUACGUGUAUUCACAUAUUCUUCCUUAGUAUUAAACUAUUAGCCUUUCCUUUGAUCUUCAUAGAACGAAUUAAAGUCAAUAUUGGUACUUUCUAGUCAAAAUAAAUUUAUAGAAGUGUCCUAUACAUGUAAAGGUGCAGUCUUAUCAAAUUGGACGUAUGUGUGAAAAAUAUUUGCUUUAUUUCAUGAAUAUUUAUACACAUACGUCAAUUUUGAUGAUUUUGUUAGAACGCCUUUACUUGCGUUUGUCCAGCGUAGGUUUUUGAUAAACGUAUACGCAGCGCAGACGCCGCAACUACGCGGCGUAGACGUCGCGUUGUCGCGUCGUUUCCUAUGUACCCUUAGUAUAAGUUUGCUUUUGGUAUGAGUUCGUUCGGCCAUCAGGGGCCUUAGUCUGCUAUUACAAUUGUGUCAGAAUGGUCGUUCACUGAGCAGUGCAAGAGGGACGGAGCUAUGUAGGUUGUAUAGCUCCAUCCCUCUCGCACUGCUCAAUGAUCGACCAUUGUGACACAAUUGUAAUAGCAGACUAAGGGCCCUGUUUGGCCGGCUCGAAUAUACCAACCAAUCAGAGCGCCUAACGCGCUCUCGUUUUGAUUACUUUAAACGUAAAGCAAACUCGUACUAAGGGUACUGGAGUCAAUUGAACGCUGCGCAUACAUGUAUUGAACGCCUACGCUAAACAAACGCUACUGUGAAGGCGCCUUAAAUCAAUCAGUCAAAAAUUAAACAAUAAUUACCGCCGCACUCGUAGUCAUUUAAUGGUUACUUAACCCAGUUCUUAGAAAUUGUUUUCGGAACAAAAUCGUUACUAAGGAAUAGUUUAAGAAAUCAUUAAAUGUCUCUGAGUACGGCAGUUAAUAAAUAACUGGCGAUCAUAGUUGUCUGUAGAUCUAAUAGGAUUCCAUUUAUUGUGAAAUAUUUAUUUACCUUUAUUUUCAUUAUGUCAAGUUAUUAUUAUACCAAAUGGAAUCCUAGUCCUAUUUCAUUUCUUCCUCAAAAAUGUAUUGUUCUUGUUAUAUUUUUUUGUUUAUAAAAAGUCUGAUAUUGUAUCUAAUAUUCGACCUUAUUGUGUCUGUAUAAAGUUGGUAUUAGAUUGCGUGGGAGCGGAUGGAGGAAUUGAGGUGUAGUAAACAUAAGAAAUGGUUUUAAAUGAAACAAUAUUUUGUAUAGAGGAACUGAUGUUGGUCUAGAUGUCGUCAAUAAAUAAUAACACUCGUAAAA